AGUAUAUGAAAAAUUAAAUAUUUGGCUCAUUUUGAAAUACCCGAUAAAUGAAAAAAUUUAACGAUUUAUUUGACAGGUAUCUAUCUGUCAAUGGUGGUUAUCCUUAUACCAUGGUUAAAAGUAUUACAGUACUGUAACCUACCCCAUCCAGGAAAAAUCAAGCUCCAUAAGAGGACAAAGCAUAUUGAUUUUGAAAAAACUAAAUAAAAAUGGGGGUUAAGGUUUAAAAUUAAAAAAAAAAUCAUAAAUCAAAAACGCAAAGCAAUAUCAACAUGAACUUUUUAGUAAAAAUCAAGCUCUAUAAGAAAAUGAAGCCUAAUGUAAAACCUUGCUAAUAUAACAACUUACCUGUAGACAAAAAGCGACACUCCAAAUAUAGAAAUUUACAGCACUAACUUUAGAAAAUGUUAAAAACCACAAUGGCGUCAAAGAAGCUGUUGAAAAUUUUACCCCUCAACAAAUAAACAUUUACGCAGGCGCACCUAAAAAUAAAACCGUGCGACAGCUGUGGCCAUCUAGUGGUUGAUAGUUAUUUUACACAAGUUUACAGUUAAUAAAUUCUUAAAAUCAGACGAAUAUCUGCAGGAAUCCAAAAUAGUUAAUUUAUAAUUUUGAAAUGGAGGGAGAAGAAACAGAUCUUACAGAAAAUGUAUCAGAAAAUGAUAUUAAUAAUCUUGAAUCAGAAGUUAAAAUUGCAAAACAGGAUUUAAAAGAAUUGGCCAAUUAUUUAAAAACUCAAGAACAAGAAAAGAGCUCACAUGAAAUGAAUAUCGAUGAAUUGAAACAAAGUACUAAUUUUUAUCGCACACAAAUAAAAAGAAUGACCAAGAGAUUAAUCUAUUCAAAAAAAAUUUUUACUAAAUUUGAUCUUGCUUUACAAUGUUAUAAAAGACUCAUUGAGAUUUAUGAUGAAACCUUUAAACUACCAAAUGAUUUGAUCCUAAACUAUUCUAGUAAAAUGAAAGAAAAUGCCUCCAAAGAAAUCCUACACGAGAUUGAAAAAACUAAAAUCCGUAUUCAGCAAAAUUUUGAUCUAUUUAACGAUUUAUUAUCCACUGAAUUAUCUGGAAUAAAAGAUGAUUGAAAUCAAAAUAUUUUAAUGAAAUGAAACAAUUUUUUUCUGUCAAUUAAAUUUAUAAAAAAAUGUAAACAGCAUCUUCUGUGAUCAGAAGAUUCAGAAGUCAUGACUUGAUACGUUGAGUUUGGGUAACUUCAUCUGUAACGUAAACUUCUAACAUAUAUCAGGAUUACUGUUAUUUUGGGAAUUUCACUCAUCAAGUUAUACCAUCUAGUAGAUCUCAUAGAGACGAACGCAGUGAUGUUGAUAACUCAAAUUCAGUAAAAUGUCGACAUAUCAAGCUAUGACUUCUUACCACAGGCUACAAACUUAUAUUGUUAUUGAAUAAUGUGAAAAAGUAUGCAUUCUAAAUAUUGUAACCUAAGUAAAAACUAUUCAAAAUAGCUAUUUUUAAUCUCUGAUUUCAUAUAAUGGCUCGUCUUUAGUCAUUGAUUUGUUUCUAAAAUUUGCUUUUCUAGUUUUUCUCUAGAAUAUAUCAAAUCAGAUUUUAAGGUAUCUGAUUUUUCUUUUGUCCUUCUUAUUUCUUCUUCUAACCUUUUUUUUCUUUCUCUCAAUGCACAAGCUAUUAUGGGCUUGACAUCUACUUCACCAGUAGUUGGUCUCCUAAAAUAAAAGUAUUUUACUUCUGUAAUUCUUUUAUAGAUAAUUAGUAGAUACAGAAAAAUAUGUACCUGCGUUUACAAGUU
This is a messenger RNA of Psylliodes chrysocephalus, 1764 nucleotides long. NCBI's taxonomy places the organism in Eukaryota, Metazoa, Arthropoda, Insecta, Coleoptera, Chrysomelidae. The record is from the annotation of a GenBank genome assembly.